Paralichthys olivaceus (Japanese flounder) is the source of this 7154-nucleotide messenger RNA. RefSeq names its product forkhead box O4 (gene foxo4). Gene Ontology annotation, molecular function: DNA-binding transcription factor activity, RNA polymerase II-specific; RNA polymerase II cis-regulatory region sequence-specific DNA binding. Gene Ontology annotation, biological process: regulation of transcription by RNA polymerase II. NCBI's taxonomy places the organism in Eukaryota, Metazoa, Chordata, Actinopteri, Pleuronectiformes, Paralichthyidae. Gene Ontology annotation, cellular component: nucleus. The record is from RefSeq and is a predicted model, not a curated record.
GCACACUUUCAUAAACGGUUACAUAAUGGACCACAACAGGUACACGACGCCUGGCGGGGCUGCUGUUUACGCCUGUGUGCUGUCACGUGAAUGACUCGCUUUCCCAGAAUCCCGCUGUGCGCAGGCGCAGUGCGCGGUGCCUGACAGUGGUAAACAGACGUCAGAAGGGAGUCUUCGCCUCGAGUCAAAACAAAACAAAACAAAACAAGUGAAAAAGACGGCGGAGGAGUGAAUAUCUGGAGCCUCACGACGACACGAAGUCCCGCCGGACCCACCGCUCGUCAAACGCGGGGACUUGGAGGGAGUUACGUGCGGCUUUUCGCGGACUUUUCCCCGGAUUGUAAACUCUGGAGUAGCAGGAGCUCGGAGAAGCUAACGUUACGGAGGCUGUCGUGCUGUUUUCAAAGUGCGGCGGUGGGAGCCGACAGACCUCCAGAGGCGACCCAGCUUCACCCAGCCCGCAGGGGGAUCCGCUCCGGAGCGCGAUCACCGAGACCCCGGGGCGAAGCUCGGCCGAGCUGCGGGCCGAGGUCGAAGGAGUGGUUUUCCUACAGCGCCUCUCCGAGCAUCGUGUGCCGCCGCAGGAGUGUGGAGAAACAUGGCAGAUGGUGACAUGCGCCUGUCCGCAAUGUGGCGGACCUGAAGCACGGACUUCUCUCACUGCUCUUCCAUCCACUUCCUCACACUUUAAACAGCCGAACUCCAUUAAACCACCGCCGACGUGUGUUUGACUUCAUCCCGGUUUCCUCGCUCGACCUCUCCGCGCGUGUUUAGUAUCUUUAACAGGCCACUGCGUGUUUUUACUCUUUUACGGUCGAUGAACAAAACCGCUGCUCGGUUCAUCUACUGUUUUUACCCCUCCACUGUCCGGACUGAUCUCUGACUGCCUGUGGGUCGUUUUAGGAUUUUUUAAAAAGAAAUCUUGGCUGGAGGUAUUUUCUGUUGUGGAGCUCAGACAUCACGUUGUUUACAAGUGGAGACGGACAGUAGCCAGCUAAUCCCUGUUUGUAGCCUUUGUGGUAUUACAGUUUAAAAAAAGCAACAUCCUGGGUUUGGAUCAGGAGUUUUGUAUUUAAUUUGAUAAAUCUGGUACGAAUUCAAUCUUAAUAUUAGUUUUUCUAAUCUUAAUUCAUUGCCUAGUUCCACUUUGAGAAAUUGUUAAAAUAUACUAUUUCUAAAUUCUAACAUUGACAGUGAUAUAGUUUGAGUUUGAGGAAUGGCUGCAUUUUGUAUCCAUGUGCAUUCGUGAUUGUUGAAUUCACUCACAGCAGACUAAAGCUCCAUAGAUCCAGAUGUUUUGCUGCUCAUCCUCACUCAGCCACUUUUGUUUUUAUUUCAUUCAAACAAAGAGACUCGCAUCGUCCCAGCCUCCUUCAUUCUAUAUAAAUCGGAAGGUUUAUGAUAGUUACUAUUAAGGAGAUUAUUUGGGUUCCCUAAUCUCCAAUCUGAGGAUUAACUGAGGCUAUUGGUGUGUCCAGAUUAUUGCGUCUCUCUUGUAGGCCCCUCGGUGGGUGAAGCAUCUUGUUUUUGUGUCGGGAAGUUUUUUUUUUUUCACGCAUCGUCCGGCUCAGAGUUCACUUUAAACUUUUGAAAGGUCGAUGUGUUGAGUGGUCUCCAUCUUUGAGGUUGAGUGGAAAUCCAGCGCGCCGCCAUGGAGCAGUCGUCGGUGCCCCCGAUUGACCCAGAUUUUGAGCCGCAGAGCAGACCCCGCUCGUGCACGUGGCCUCUGCCGAGGCCCGACAUCUCGGUUGUCAAACCGGAGGGCGCGGACGGCACCGAGUCCGCCGCCGGCACCCCGCCCGCCGACGAGGACAAGCCGGAGCCGCAGCAAAUCACGAACGAGCCCGAGAAGGCUGCGGCGACGGCCGAGGGCGGGGUCGUGGCCGGCGUGGGCGGAGCCGGCGCGACGCCACGCAAAGGAUCGUCCCGGCGCAACGCGUGGGGGAACCAGAGCUACGCAGACCUCAUCAGCCAGGCCAUCGAGAACUCCCCGGAGAAGAGGCUGACCCUGGCUCAGAUCUACGAGUGGAUGGUGAAAACUGUACCUUACUUCAGGGACAAAGGAGACAGCAACAGCUCAGCCGGCUGGAAGAAUUCCAUCCGCCACAACCUAUCACUCCACAACAAGUUCUUGAGGGUACACAAUGAAUCCACAGGAAAGAGCUCCUGGUGGAUGCUCAACCCAGAAGGAGGGAAGACCGGGAAAGCUCCUCGACGCCGAGCCGCCUCCAUGGACAACAGCAGCAAACUGUUGAAGAGUCGGAUGAGGGCCAAGCAGACCAAGAAGCAGGCGGGAGCAGCCGGCGCUGGAGGGGCACUGCAAGGUGACGGUGCUACAGGGUCAGGGGGUGCAGACAGCCCUAACUCGUCCCAGCAGUUUCCCAAAUGGGGGGUCAACAGCAGUAGCCCCUCGUCCCGUGGCAGCCUGGACGACGCUGACAUGUGGACCACCUUCCGUCCACGCACAAGCUCUAAUGCCAGCACCCUGAGCGGUCGUCUGUCCCCCAUCGCUCCUGGACAAGAGGACGAUGACAACCUGCCUGAGGACGGACUGCUGGGAAGAUACGCUGCCAGGAGCUUGACCCCCACCCUCACCGAGACCCUCAUGGAGGAGUUGGAUCUGAUCGAUGGCCUCACAUUGAUGACCGGGCAGCAGGGAGGGGCUAGUCCCAGCACAGCCCCACCGGCACCUCCCACUCCGCUGCCCUCCGCCUCCACCCUGCUACCCCGAGGCUCCAGCUUCUCCUCCUUCCAUCAGCUGCAACCAUCCAGCCUCCCGCAGGCCCCCACCCACACUGGGACCCAGGCCUCCAUCUCUCAGUGCGGACCCAACAGCAAAGAGCAGACGACCUUCAGCAACUCCCUCUUCAACCCCAUCUCCAGCUCCGUCUCUCGUAGUAGCAGCCACUACAGCACCCACGUGCCCUCCAGUCUGGAAGCCCUGCUCACCUCUGACUCCCCCCCUCCGAGUGAUGUCAUGAUGACCCAGGUGGACCCCCUCAUGCCCAGUCCUGGAGGAGUGGGCCUGAUGAGGCCCAAACCCAAUCAGUUGCUGUUGGGAAAGGGGCUGGAGCUGAACACUGUGGCCCCCAUGGCGCUUCAGGCUCAGAUGCAGCCUCAGCAGCGUCACCUUCACCAACAGCAGCAGCAGCAGCAACAGCAACAGCAGCAGCAGCAGCAACAGCAGCAGCAGCAUCAACAGCAACAGCAACACCAGCAUCACUCUCAGAUGGGGUUGGGGAUGAUCCUCUCAGGUAUGGCUCAAGACCCGUCACAGCUCUCCACUCUUAAGGCCCAGCACGCAGCAUUGCCAGGGUUGGGCUCUCUUCAUGGAUGGCCCAGCGUCAGUCUGCAGGCGAUGGGUCAGUUUGGAGCUCCGUCCUGUUUCCCCACCGGUCAGGACCGACUGCCCACAGACUUGGACAUAGACAUGUUCACGGAAAAUCUGGAUUGCGACGUGGACUACAUCAUCAACAGUGACCUCAUGGACGGAGACGGCAUUGAUUUCAACUUUGACCCCAUGCUGCCUGGAAGCCAAGGCUACGCAGGGCCGGCCACCACACAGGGCUCCGCUCACAACCGGGUCCCCAGCUAAUUCAUCAGCUGACCUAGCAAAGCAAGGAACUAAUCUCCAAUGAAGAUGACCUCACAAUAUGACACGACCGGUGCAUUCCUCCUCCCUGAUGAUGGCUCAUUCUCAAACACAACACUUCCCUGGACUAAAACAGACCUCACUCAUGUCCUGUGCCAACACUUGCAGAGGACAGGGAGGAGAUGAUGCAGGAUACUAUGCACACAUUUUCUCCUUUUUUUUUUUAUAAUAACACUUGCAACAAUUUGGCUGCUAGCCAUUUUUACCUUUGAAUUCAACCCGUUUUUUUAAGACGUGAAAUAAUGUUUUUAGAGUGAAAAAGACAAAUCACCCGCCUGCCGGGUGUUUAUAUUACAGUUGUGUUUCAUCACAAUAGCUUUAGGGUCAAUACGGUACCCCACGAUCUCGAUGGGUUUGGUUUUGAAGACUCGACGGACUGCGUUUUUGGAGAAAUGGCCAGUUUCCCAUCGACACUUGCCUAGAAUGACUUGUCAGACCAAAUGCUGUUUGAUCGUCUGAACGAGGUGCACUUACCCUGCUGCACCAGCUCAGACCAGCUCCAGAGGAAACAUCUCGUCCUCCGUGAAGACACUGGGGAUCGUGGCUGUUUGUGAAGAGGUGAAAAAUAAAGACCGGAUGACUGGAGAUAUAAAAAAUAUUUGAUUGAACGUCGGCUUUACAUUUUGCCCAAUCGUGUACUAAAACUAAGAUCAUACGUACGAUUCAUUUUCUCACUUAAGAGAAAAAAAAGUUAAAAGAUUUUUUUUGGUGUCGGGCUGGGUGAUACAUCAAAAAUGUAUUAUCACGAUAAAACAAAUUUCAUAUCAGUUGAAAUCGACAAUUAUCACGAUAAACAUCAAAUCUUUGUUUCUUUCAAGUUCAGAGGCUGAUUCUUGCUUCUGUUUGACACUUUUCUUCUUCAUGGGCAGAAAACAACAAACACUUUCCAAACAGCGAAACAUCACAUGAAUCUGAGGUCAUAAGCAUCAUAGUGAUAAAUAAUGAACUUUUGUUAUGUUGCGGUUGAAGAACAUUGUAUCGUGAUAAUGAUUCUUGUUGUUUUAUCGCCUAGCCCUAAUGUGGUGAUUCACCCAAGAGGGUAUGUUUUUCGCAGUUUGGCAUUUUUCAAUCCAGUGUGGUGAGAUAGACGUGAGUUAGAGGGUGUUUUUUUUAAAAUCUUUUAUCCCUGAUGUGCAGUUAAACUAAGAAAAUGAAGAAAUGUGAUUUGUGACAUACACAGGGCAUUCAAGGGUAAAUUUAUUUGCCAACGAGUGAUUGGUUGGCCAAGUAUUACAUUGUCUUAAACAGCAAUAUGCCUCCACUGUCAAAUGGUCUACCUGAUUUUAUUUUUCUUCUUCCUUCUUUUUUUUUUUUUCCCCUCGAGCCUGUGCAUUUUCAAAGCACUUAGGUUUCCUGCGACACAGGGACCCCAAACUAAGAAUACACGUUACGGUUGUACCAUUUCAUUAUAAAAGAAUAUAACAUGUAAUGUACACAUUGCACAUGUACAUGAUGACACGCUAUGCAGAAUUAUCAGGAGAACAAAAUGAAAUCUUGAAGGAAAUUUGAAAAAUCGCCUCUUGAAGGUUUUUGCUAUUUAACAUUUUCCUGAUAUUUUGUCUAGGGGGGGUGACGGAGGUGUGUGGGCCUCAUGUCAGAAAAUCCUCUCACACUUUAAUUAUUUAGCUCUAAUAUUCAAGAAAUUAAUUCACUGUGUGUGAGGAGUACGAAAAAAAAGAAUAUAUUUGAUUAUAGUUUUAAUAUACAAUUUAGAUGGAAGUAAUAAAUGAGAUAUUAAUACAUAUGAAUAUAUUACUAAUGACACGUGAUUUUUUUUACAUUGGAGGAAGCAUUUUCAGAUCAUUUUUAACGGUAAUUUUCUAUACUUUUAUUUUUGUAAAGGAUGAGAUGCAUGUAGAGUUUUUUUUACAUAACCAAAGGAACACUAAUAUUUGCAUUCGCAUGGCAUUUAGGGAGCUUGGGCCUGACACAGUAUCUUGGUGUACAUAUACGCUUAGCAACAGACGCUGCAUGUAACGUGAAAUCUGACGCAUCAAUACUUGACUAUUUACAAGAAAAAUUCCCGAUCGUCUGCCUCAUUAUUUUAUAGCAUUAGUUGUGAAUCCAAUUGAAAGAAAUCUGUGCUGAAGCGUGGCAUGAUUUAAAAAGAACGCCUGUGCCACUUUCUCAUCUCAAAACGAGACUAAUGCAACCGUUACCUCUCAGGGUCGCUCAGAAAAAACAACUCUGCACAGAUUGAAUCAGAAAACGUGACGAUAGCAACAAAAGAAAUGUUGAUUUUACUCUUUUUUUCUCUGUUACAACAGACUGGAAACCAAUAUCUUUGUUUUAGUUUUUCCUGGAGACAUUUCUGUUGAUGUCACGUUUAACUACCCUCUCUAGAGAAACCUCUUCUAGUUCUCCAUUCACAUUCAUCAGCACUAGCCUGUCCCUCGUUUUUCUUUUUUUUGACGCCAACAUUUAAAACAUUGUAGUAUGAUGUUACUCUGUAGCAGGAUGGAAUUUUAUUUUGUCAUCUCCCCCUUGAAAAGUUUGUGUUUUGUGUUUCUGUGUAAAGACUUUGUUCAUAUCCAGCAGGUUUCUUGUGAAUCAGAAAUAACAUCCCAACAGUUAAACUCCUGAUAUUCAUAAUUUCACUGUAGAUAUGUGAACAUGUUAGCCUCUGAUUUAUACAAAGCACUCUGGUUUUUUCCACAAAUGUAUUUUAUUUUUGGUGCUAGAUGUCAUUUCCGUGACAUAUCCUGGAGUACGCCAUGACGCAGUGGGUGCAAAUCAGGGCCUUUUGAAUUUUCUGUAUUCAGCGCAAGGAUCUUGAUUUGAAUCAUUUCCCUUUUGUUUAAUGUUUUUUUAAAAAUAUAUAUACAGUGAAUAAUAACCUUCCCCAACCUGGUCACUUAAAUCAAUCUGAAAACCAAGGACCAGCUUUUUAAAACUGCAUGAUUUUCUUAUUAUUUUAAAAACAUAGCAUGUUAUAAUUUUAGAAUGUUGUAUGUGCAACAGACCCCCAUGUUUUUCCUCACUAACGGUCAGGUGUCGGAGAUGUUUUUAACUGUGGAUAGGACAGACCGCAGCAUGUGAACGUGGUUGGUUUGUGAGAAUCAGCUGCAGCUGGCUUUCACGCCUCUAGUUUACUGUUGCCGCCUUAAAAAAAAAGGUCAGAUGUGGUAUUAUGACUUCCCCUUGUAUCUCCCCCUCUAAGUAAUUACAAAUAUCGACAUAUUUUUCCUCCGUUUCCUUAUAAAGUAGCAGUUAGUUCCUGUAUGUUUGCUUUGAAAUUUAAAAAUUUGCCCCAUUUGAUACAGUAUUUUAGUAUUCGGCGAGGGUUGUUUUGUUUAUCUUCUUUUCCACAGGGGAGGGUGGGGUGGGCAGGGGAUGAUAAGUUUGUGGAUCAGCCAAUAAUGUUUAUGAUUUUUGAUUAAAUGUCGAUAGUUCUUUUCUGUUUUCUCCCCCCCCUUCAGUCAUUUUCUUUCUUUACUCAUUGUAAAGUCAGCCAGCGAUGACAAACAGUUCUGAGCAGCAGAAAUAAAUUCAAUAAACUGUU